AGCGUACGUACGCAUCGAAGCAAACCACACGUACGCGCAAGACCCUGUACACAAACAUAAUGCCUUUCAUUGGUCGACGUUGAGGGCAAGCACCAGGCGCCCACCACGGGAUACAAGCCACAGAGUGUGGGUCGUUGUACGCGUCCCCGGCGCGCAGGCUCAAAAUGUCGUCUCUCAUCUGUCUAGAUGUCGAAGGGGUCAGUGCCGCGUCAUGAGCAAGGUCAAAGUAUAGCAGCAUGGUGGGUUGCGCAAUCGAGAUUCAUCAGGUCUUUGAGAUAUAAGAUCAGUCGACGUCAACAUCUCAACCGCAUCUACCAUUUUAAGCUCCAUCUUGCAUUUCGGCAUUUCAUCUUCAGUUCGUCAUUCCCACGGUGAUCAUCGAUCAGUAUGGUUCAAUUAGCUUCCAUUCUCAGCAGCGCUGUUGCAGUGUCUUCGCUCAUCAGCAGCGCAGUCGCUCACCCCGGCGAGAAGCAUGACAUGGCGCUUGUCAGACGUCAAAUCGAUGUCCGUCAACUGCGCGCUACUGCUUCCAAACGCUCCCUCGAGAGCUGCCAGGACUCGCUUCAGCAUCGUUCGCUGAUGCAGCGGUCCCACGCCAGGCGCUCCGAGGCUCUCAGCUUCCUCCGCCAGAAGCGCGGCAUUAUUGGCAAGUCUAAGAAGUUCCGCCGCGAUCUUGCUCUCCUCCAGGAGUUUGAGGCUAUCAAUCACAAUCAGACUGGUGUUCUCGACUACUCACCUAACACUGAUACGGCGACUAUCUUCGCGGCAAAUACGAGCUGCAUUCUCGCCCCCGAGGUCACUGACGGUCCUUACUACGUCAACGGCGAGCUCAUUCGCAAGAAUGUUAAGGAGGAUCAAAUUGGUAUUGAUUUAUACCUCGAGGUCCAGUACGUCGAUGUCACCACCUGCCAGCCUGUGCCUAAGUUGUUCGUCGAUGUCUGGAACUGUAACGCUACAGGCUACUACAGCGGUGUUGAGUCUGGCCAGGGUGGUCUAAAUACCACCUUCUUGCGCGGUAUCCAGGAGACUGACAAAGAUGGUGUUGUCGCUUUCGACACCAUCUUCCCCGGUCACUACGAUGGUCGUGCCAUCCACACCCAUCUUCUCACGAAGUCGAAUGUUACCGUCCGUGACAACGGAACAACUCAAGACGGUGCCGUUACACACAUUGGCCAGCUCUUCUGGCCCGAGGAACUCAGGUCCGAGGUCGAAGCCACAUCCCCAUACAACGAGAAUACCCAGGCCAUCACAUCCAACGAUGAUGACAUGUGGAGCAUCAUCCAGGCCGAAGACGACUACGACCCAUUCCCCCAAUUCGUGUAUGUUGGCGACGAUAUCACCGACGGUCUCUUUGCUUGGAUUCAGAUUGGUGUCAACGCUACUGCCGACUACACCGACGAUGACUACUAUAGCGUUGCUGCUACCUAUCAGGCUGGUGGUGGUGUCGCAAACGCUAACUCUGGCUUCAUUGGUGGCGGAGGCGGUGGUGGUGACCUGGGAGGAAACAGUACUAGCAAUGGCACCUUGCCCAGCGGUUCGCCCCCUUUAGGCGCUAUUCCCUCUUCUAUAGCCGCAGCCUAGAG
Messenger RNA from Boeremia exigua, 1583 nucleotides. RefSeq names its product Intradiol ring-cleavage dioxygenase. The transcript has 2 exons. The coding region runs from base 388 to 1581 and encodes 397 amino acids. Gene Ontology annotation, molecular function: ferric iron binding; oxidoreductase activity, acting on single donors with incorporation of molecular oxygen, incorporation of two atoms of oxygen. The record is from RefSeq and is a predicted model, not a curated record. Lineage: Eukaryota; Fungi; Ascomycota; Dothideomycetes; Pleosporales; Didymellaceae.